Messenger RNA from Rotaria sp. Silwood2, 720 nucleotides. Lineage: Eukaryota; Metazoa; Rotifera; Eurotatoria; Philodinida; Philodinidae. The record is from the annotation of a GenBank genome assembly.
AUGACAAGUGUUCCAAAACAUCUUAAAACAGGUUCGGAAUGUCCACCAUUAAAAGAAAAUCAAUUACGAUUAUAUGGCAUGCGUUUUUGUCCCUAUGUUCAACGAGCUAAACUUGUUUUAGCUGCUAAAAAUAUUCCAUAUGAAGAAAUAAAUAUUAAUCUUGUUGAAAAACCAGAAUGGUAUUUAGAAAAAACUCCACCUGGUCAAGUUCCAGCAUUAGAAUGGAUUGAUAAUGAUACAAAAGAAGUUCGAUUUAUUCCAGAAUCACUUAUUGUUAGUGAUUAUCUUGAUGAAACAAAAGCUGAAAAUCGUUUACAACCAAAUGAUUCAUAUGUUAAAGCUCAACAACGUAUAUUAGUUGAAAGAUUUAAUAAUGUUGUAUCUCCUUUUUAUAAAUUUCUUCGAUCACAGGGUACAGAAGGUUCUGAAGAUUUAAAUCAAAGUUUAACAACAUAUGAAAAUGCACUUAAUGAUACUUAUUUCGGAGGAUCAAAACCAGCUAUGGUUGAUUAUAUGUUAUGGCCAUGGUUUGAACGUUUACCAUUAUUAAUUGACGUUGGUUUUCAAUUUAAUGUUGAUGGUAAAUUACCUAAACUUGCUGCAUGGAUUAAAGCAAUGGAAGCUGAUAAAAAUGUUCAAAAAGUUAAAGUUCCUUUUGAACUAACAAAAAAAUAUAUGGCUGGCUAUGUACAAGGAAAACCAGAAUAUGAUAUUGAAUAG